Molecule: messenger RNA, 4300 nt
Organism: Cavia porcellus (domestic guinea pig)
Lineage: Eukaryota; Metazoa; Chordata; Mammalia; Rodentia; Caviidae
Gene: Ccr6
Product: C-C motif chemokine receptor 6
Exons: 4
Coding region: 2605-3735 (376 amino acids)
Biological process (GO): positive regulation of dendritic cell chemotaxis; thymocyte migration; calcium-mediated signaling
Cellular component (GO): membrane; external side of plasma membrane
Molecular function (GO): C-C chemokine binding; C-C chemokine receptor activity
Source: RefSeq, a predicted model, not a curated record
GUUCACAGUACUAGGCAAGUAGAAUUACCUUUAUGUUUCCAAGUUUCUGUUUUCUUGUGCAUGAUCUGAUGAUGGCUGUGAAAGUCCCAGUGCCAUUAAGGCCUGGGUGACAAUUAAUGAAAAGUGAGUGGGCACUGGCUGAGUCCUUGGCACAAGAGUGCCUGCUUCCUGCGCCCUCCUUACCUGUCCCUCUGAUCUGCUACCAGACCCCGCAGUGUGGAUAUCUACACCUUCACAUUGUCACCCAGGUUCCAGUCUUUGUCCCAUCUUUCUCUGCUCGGCUCCUGGGCUCUCGUUUGGUCCACCUUAGUGCCUCUUGCCCUCCUGUGCUCUGUUCCUGGUGUGUGUUCCUGAGCAGGCUGAUUUAUCCUCCCUGCUCAGCUCCAGCCCUUCCCUUAUAGGCCUGCUACAGGCCUUCAUAGAACCUCUUGGCUAUAAGCACUUAACAUUCUCUAGGCCAAUGUGGCAAACAUAGGGUACACGCACUGCUGCAGGCAGGCAAAGCCCUCUGUGCAGGCAUACAAGCCAAGUGGCCCCAGAAUCAAGCACUGGGUAACAGUUGAUUGUUCUAAACUGAAAUGUAGGUGUUCAGGUUUAAUUGCAGUGAUGGUGCCCUUCAGUAAGUAAGUAGGUUUUGGGCUGCAGUUUAGGCGCUCAACCCCUAAAAGGUGCACUAUUACUGUUUUAGGAGUUUUUCCUCUACAGUUGAUCACACAUGUCCCCAACUCACUGCAUGUCUUUUGGGAAGUCCUGCGUCUGUGCCCUGACUCUCCUGCUGUGUGUACUCUUUAAGGACACAGUGAGGCACAGUUGCCAGUGUCUGAGGUAUAUGUUGCAUGUGCCGUUAGGACAGAUAAGGGAGAUGAGCUGAUGCCCUCACUCCACUACAGUGGGGGACAGCUUUUAGUUUAAGGCCAAACUUACCAGAGCUGUAGCAUUUGCAGUGAACAUAAAGGAUAUACAACUUGAAGUCUUUGUAAAUUCCAAAAUGUGAAUGCUAGUACAGCUUGUAACUCUUUCUAUAAAAUGGAUUUUUGUUCCUAAUGGGGGAAUUUAUUGAAGUCUUUAUUUUUAUAUGGAGGACAAUGUGCAGGUCCAAACUCCAUGGCACACUCAGAGCACCACAGGGCUUAGCAUCUGUCUUUCCAAUUUGCUGGCGUCCAGCAAAGGCACUGUUUAGAUCCCCCUCCCUCAUCCCCUGUUCUAGCUCCCAGCUUUCUUGGAGGGGAUUUGUGCUUAUUUUAUUAGAUAAAUGAAGUAGACUUUUAUUUUGCAUUCUAUUUAGUACUCUUUAUUAUUUCCAAAGUUUGGAGUGUCUGGCGAGCAGCAGAGAACUUAGCCAGCUACUUUGGAUCCUGGUGGCAACACACUGGCUCUCUCAUGGCUGUGGUUGACCAGUCAGCAGAGGAGUUCUUGUGGAGGUAGCUAUGGGCUAAGUUUUCCCAAAGUCAGACCCAGCUGGAUGACCCUCACACACUGACAAAUGAGGCAACCACUGGCUGUCAUCUCAGGCAAAGAACACAUUGGAUAUCACAGAGGCCAAGUGGCCACAGCCUAGCCUUAUCUGCAGAGGCACAAAUCGAAGGCCCAGGACUCUGGUUGGAAGAUUUCAAAGGCUGGGUGCAGAUCCUCAGUGGUUCCCUCCCCUGUCAGCAACAGAGAGAGGCAUUCACUCUUGAGCUCCUCCCCACCUGCCUGCAGCCUGGGCAUGGGGCCUUGUUUCCAAGGAGGGAAGCGAGAUGAGAUCUCACAAUCCUGUCCCCUCAGUCCUGCGUAUCUGCCUGGGAGUGCUUUGCACAAUGGUCCACAUGUCUGUUUAGCAUAAUCUUGGCCCAGGCGGGCCAUUUCAAGGGCUAGAAAUCUACUAGGCUCUCAUUCAUGCUAAAGGAGGAUGUGAAAGGAGGAGGUGAGAGGAAGUAUUUGGUCAAAAAUGAGCUGGAGAAUAUUGAAGUACACAUCUCUAAACACCCGCGAGGGCUUUGCUUUCUCUCUGGGUGUCUGGGCAGUUCUGCUAGCUUUUCUGCUUCCUGCAAAGAAUAGACGCUUAUACUAGAGGAAGGAGGAGAAGGAAUAAAGAAGGAGGAAAGUGCUCCCGGCUCUAUUCUGCAUCUAGGGACAACUGGGGCUCCUCUUACAUGAAAGAGGACAAGCCACCCAGAGCCCAGGAAACUGCAGGCCCAGUCAGAGAAUCAUGAAGCAGAACUCAGGAAGAAGAGACUUCUGUUCAGAUGGAAGACAGAGACAUCUACUGUAGUUCCCUGUGACCCUGUGACCACCGGGUCUGCAGAAGAUUAGACCAGUGAAAGAAUUCAGGAGAGCAGCUGAUGGGCCCAAGCAGAGUUCGGUGGGAAGAGAAAGAAAUUCUGGAAAGUGACCUGGGGUUCAGAAACGUUCCAUCUCGUUGACAGAGCGGUCCUCACAGUGAUGAUGUGGGGGACCAGACAACCACCUAGGGGAGUGUAGCUGGACAGUCCACUUGGGAUCAGCGCAUUUCCUGAGCUAACUCCCAGCUCUCCUGUCAUUGCUGCUGGUGAGCUGGCACAGGGAACCAUCCAUUCCUUUUCUCUACCAGGCCUGCAUCUUUAGCUCAGAGCAAGGAUCACCAUGGGUGAGGAAUCAGCAAAUUCCAACAAUAGCAUCUAUUUCGUGGAGUACUCUGACUCAGUUAGUACUGUGUACUAUACACCUGAUGAGGAUGACUUACUGUGCUCCAUGGAGGACGUCAGGCAAUUCUCCAGGAAGUUCGUGCCGAUCGCAUACUCCUUGAUCUGUGUGUUUGGCCUCCUGGGUAAUAUUCUUGUGGUGAUCACCUUUGCCUUUUAUAAAAAGGCCAAGUCUAUGACAGACGUUUAUCUCUUGAACAUGGCCAUAGCAGAUAUACUUUUUGUCCUUACUCUGCCAUUCUGGGCGGUGAGUCAUGCCACUGGUGAAUGGACUUUCAGCAAUGCAUUGUGCAAACUGAUGAAAGGUAUCUACGCUGUCAACUUCAACUGUGGUAUGCUGCUCUUGGCCUGUAUCAGCAUGGACCGGUAUAUUGCCAUUGUACAGGCAACCAAAUCUUUCUGGUUCCGGUCCAGGACUCUGGCACACAGCAGAAUAAUCUGCCUUGCAGUGUGGGUGUUGUCACUGAUCAUCUCCAGCCCAACAUUUGUCUUUAACCAGAAAUAUAAUAUACAAGGCAGUGUUGCCCAUGUCUGUGAGCCCAGGUACAACAGAGACUCAGACCCUAUCAUGUGGAAGCUUCUGGUGCUGGGGCUGCAGCUGCUGUUUGGAUUCUUUAUCCCCCUGGUGUUUAUGGUUUUCUGCUACACGUUCAUUGUCAAGACCUUAGUGCAGGCUCAGAAUUCUAAAAGGCACAGAGCCAUCCGUGUGGUGAUAGCGGUGGUGCUUGUUUUCUUGGCUUGCCAGAUACCUCAUAAUAUUCUCCUUCUGAUGACUGCUGCGAACCUGGGCAAAAUGGAUCGAUCCUGCAGGAGUGAAAAGCUCAUGGGAUACACCAAAAAUGUCACGGAAGUCCUGGCCUUCCUCCACUGCUGCCUCAACCCCGUGCUCUACGCGUUUAUCGGUCAAAGGUUCAGAAACUACUUCCUGAAGAUCAUGAAGGAUAUGUGGUGUGUGAGAAGAAAGCACAAGGCGCUGAGCUUCCCCUGUGCCAGGCUGAAUUCAGAAGCAUUCGUUUCCAGGCAGACUAGUGAGAUCGUGGACAAUGACAAUGCGUCAUCUUUCACUAUGUGAUGAGGACAUGCAAGUCAAAUGUCCUUAACGGCUCUGUGAAACUUGCUAAUUGAAGAAUAACACACACACACCCACACACACACACACACACACCCCUUCAUGGCCAAAUACACAAAUGUGGAAAUCAGACAAAAUGUGACUCUCAGAUCAUGACUUCUUGUGCCCCAGCCAUGCAAAUCUCUGUAUGGGGUGGUGGGAGGUGGGGGGGGGGGGUCUGAAAAAAGCUUUCCCUAAAUCUGCUUGAGAAGAAACAUUUGUGGUUCUGGAAGCUCAUAGGGCUGCCUUCCCACAAAACAGGUUGUGGGAAAUGCUAAAUUAAAGUGAAUUGUUAAUGUAUGUAAAAAUUUUUAGAAAUAUUUGUGAUGUGGUCAUACUACAAAAUCCCCUGGUUAUAGGAAGAGAUGGUAUAAUUGAAAGACGGAAAGAAAGAAAGAAAGAAAGAAAGAAAGAAAGAAAGAAAGAAAGAAAGAGAAAGAAAGAAAGAAAGAAAGAAAGAAAGAAAGGAAGAAAGAGAAAGAAAGAAAGAAAGAAAGAAAGAAAGAAAGAAAGAAUACCUAGAAGUGAU